ACAGAAGAUGAUGAAGCAGAUUUACCCAAUAUUUUCAUGCAAAGCUUUAACAGAGAUACCUUGAAUGUAUCGCAAAAACAAAGCUAUGGCUGCAAAGUAGGAAGGGGCUAUGGGCAUUAAUGACUAACCUCAACUCGGCUACAAACUAAGAGUUAAUUGAGUCACAAAACCGAGUCCAACCCAACUCAGCCUAUCCCCAAUUCAAGAGAAAAGUUAGUCAAAUGCACGACCAAGCAGCCAAACCAACCACAAAUCAUCCCAAGGGAAAAACAAUUCCCAGAUCCUAAUCGUUUCUCCCAGAAUGGAGGAGCAAGAAAAUCUCUUGACUGAAACCGUAAUUCACUACUGGGGCAAAACCCGAGAGGAAGAAUACUACAAGCAACAAGGAAUCAGGGCAUCACAUUCAUUAUACACCUCACCUAGGGGACUCUCUCUCUUCACCAGAUCAUGGCUUCCCAUCUCCACUGCGCCUCCGCGUGGCAUCCUCUGUAUGGUUCACGGUUAUGGCAAUGACAUCAGCUGGACCUUUCAGUCCACAGCUAUCUUCCUUGCUCAGAUGGGUUUUGCCUGCUAUGCUAUUGAUAUCGAAGGGCACGGUAGAUCUCAAGGCCUCAAGGCGUAUGUCCCCAAUGUCGACCUCGUUGUUCAAGAUUGUCUUUCUUUCUUCAAUUUUAUCAAGCAAGAUCCAGAAUUUCAUGGGUUGCCCUCAUUUUUAUAUGGUGAGUCAAUGGGUGGUGCUAUUUGUCUCCUGAUUCAUCUAGCAAACCCUAGAGGGUUUGAUGGUGCAAUCUUGGUUGCACCCAUGUGUAAAAUCUCAGAGAAUAUGAAACCCAGAUGGCCAAUUCCUGAGAUUCUAUCAUUUGUUGCAAAAUUCUUGCCAACUUUGCCUAUUGUACCAACUGCAGAUGUUCUAUCAAAGUCGAUAAAAGUUGAGGAAAAGAAGAUAAUUGGAGUGAUGAAUCCGAUGAGGUACAAGGGAAAACCAAGAUUAGGUACUGUUUUGGAGCUGUUGAGAGUUACAGAUUAUCUGAGUCAAAGAUUAUGUGAUAUUAGCAUUCCCUUCAUUGUAUUACAUGGCAGUGCUGACGUUGUUACAGAUCCAAAUGUGAGCAGAGCUUUGUAUGAAGAGGCAAAUAGCGAAGACAAAACAAUCAAGAUUUAUGAUGGUAUGAUGCAUUCUUUGCUUUUUGGUGAGACUGAUGAGAAUAUUGAAAUUGUUCGGGGUGAUAUUUUGGCUUGGUUGAAUGAUAGAUGCCAAGCAAAUUGAUGUUCUGAUUACUUUUUCUUAUGAGCAACAGCUCCUCUUUGUUCAAAUGCAAAAACCUGUGAGGAACUUGAAGAAUUCUAUUUUUCUAAUGGAUUUAAUAUCUUAUUUGAAUUAA
This is a messenger RNA of Hevea brasiliensis (rubber tree), 1382 nucleotides long. Its product is annotated as caffeoylshikimate esterase. Gene Ontology annotation, cellular component: membrane. Gene Ontology annotation, molecular function: lipase activity. Lineage: Eukaryota; Viridiplantae; Streptophyta; Magnoliopsida; Malpighiales; Euphorbiaceae. Bases 302 to 1267 code for a protein of 321 amino acids. The transcript has a single exon. The record is from RefSeq and is a predicted model, not a curated record.